Messenger RNA from Acanthoscelides obtectus, 4401 nucleotides. The record is from the annotation of a GenBank genome assembly. NCBI's taxonomy places the organism in Eukaryota, Metazoa, Arthropoda, Insecta, Coleoptera, Chrysomelidae.
GCUGUCAUUCUACCGUGAUGGAUACUAGUGAAAUAGGGUUAUAUAGUGUAGGAGUAGGGGCGUGGUAAUGGUGUUCACGUGACUAGCUAUUUUUUUGUUGAUUGAUUCAAUCGUGCUGCAGUAAGGUAUAACCUUCGUUAUUAUCCACGUGCUUUUCAUUUCUAAUCAUGUAUUGUUUUGGUUUCUUCAAAAAUUGAAUUACAUAUUAAAAUAAUUAUGAGGUGGCAGUGAGCACUGAGAUCAAGCACACAUUGUUAUAACCUUUGAAACAACUUUGCAAUCAUGAAUUUAAAGAGAAAUUCAUUAGCAGAUGAGCCGUUGCAGAAAAGAAGAAAAGUCGCUGACGCUGCUUUUAAAACUUGCGAUUUAUCUGUGGAACAUGAAGAUGUGGCUCUGGCAACAGAUAGUAAGGAUGUUUGGAAAACCUUUAGCAACUGGGUAUCUACAAAGAAUUUUAAGAACUUGACAAGGAACGAAAUCGAUGAACUAAGCAGUAUUCUUGAGACUAUAACACGUGAAGAUACAGCUCCUUCAGAUAGUUCUGCAGAAACAUUAAUGGUCAAUACCACUUUGGCAAUAUUAAACAAUGCUUCUUUUCAACAAUACUUCAAAUUGAAUUGUGAAACUUACUGCAAUAUUUUGAAAUGUGUGGUGUCAAACAUACAAAGCUUGACGAAUUUGAAAGAAUUUUUGAAGAAAGUCCCUGUAAAAUUUGUAGCUACGGAAGAUAGGUUCGUGGAAGUGUUUUUAGAGAAUACUUUCGAUAGUUUGAUCAAAAGUUUGCAAGUAUUUGAGGAUGAAGAAAUUUUUUUUCUUGCAUCAAAAACUGUUCAGAGGUGUAUUUUUCUAAAUAAUUUCCAAUCGUUUCAGACAUUAGUGGAACAGGUUUUCUUAAAAUCCAAAAUUAAGAGACAAACUGCUCCACGCAAAUUAUUAAAAUACCUGAUGUCGUGUUGCAAUGAAAUCGACCAAGUCGAAACUGUAAAGAUUGCUUAUAAACUCAUUUUUCAUGCUUUGAGUGAGGCUUAUAAUAGUCACUAUGAUUUGAUAUUGAGGUUUUUCUAUAUUUUGACCCACAUUUUAGGUUUUAAGAUAGAGAUUUCUGAACUCCAACUUGACCAAUGUAUUUUGCCACCAAUUCAUUCAGAAAUUAUACUUUUUGAAUUAUUGGAUAUCAUAAGCCACUUAAAUUUGGAUCCUAAUUUUGUUGUUAAGGAAAUAAAUCUAGAAUCCUUCCUACAAAAUAUAGUGAAAGAUAUUUUGAACAGAAAAGAUAUAUCAUCAGUUAGUUACAAAAUUAUAAAAAAAUGUAUUGAUAUUGAACCCCUAAUAGUUAAUAGCCUUAUUGAAGACAUUAUCACAAAUGCCAUGAUACUUAAAAACUUUGAGGGCAAGUCAACAGAAAGCUCCAAAAACGAAAAGAUUGAAUAUGAAAAUCUUAUAUUUAGUAUUUUUGAUGUAUACUCAAAACUGCAUCGCUUUGAAGGCCUGAUUAGUAAAAUAGUUACACAAUUUCAUAGAUGGUGUACUGAAGAGACUCUUAGAUCGUGUAUUGAAGGACAGAAUUUGAAAAAAAAGCAUAGAAGUAGAUGUAGGUCAGGUGUCAGUGAUAAUAUAAACAUAAUGUUGAUUGUAAAUAAUAUUAUUUCUGAUGCAAUUUUGAAGAAAUUCAGCAGAUGUGUCGAAGCUUUGGCAGGAUGGCAGAUCGUAAAUAUAUUAAAAACACUUUAUCAUGCAAUGAAAAACGUUGUGGACAUAAUAGGUACAUUUCAUGAUGGGGAUUCUAAGUUUUCUGUAUAUCUAGAAGUAUUGACACAACUGUUGUGCACAUUUCUGAGCAGUAUAAGGGUAUCGGAACAUACAGUUGCUCCUAAUACAAUCGAAAAAACUGUAAAAUCUUUGGAAGAGUUACAGUUACUGCUGGGAGACUUUGCCAAACACCUGUUAAAUAAGGAACAUGAUCCACAACUGAUGCAAUCUUUUCUUAGUAUAGCAUUUCAUUGGGGUGAAAUACGACUCAUGCUAGCUUAUUAUUCUUCCUUUGAGUAUUGCAAACCAGCAAAACCUGAACUAACCGAUGCUAUGGCUUGUAAUGUCACUUAUUUACAUCCUUAUCUAGAUGUUCAGAACUGGUGUUUGAUAUCGGAGAGGGUAAAAAAUUUCGGCGAAACACCAUGUAAAACCUUGUUGCAAAAAUUGUUCGUACAAAAACUGCAGGCAAUGCGUAUAUUUGAGGAAAGUGUAACUCAUGACGAGAUUGUAGAUAUAUUGAGAAAUGUAACUCAUGUGCAAGAUCAUUGGAAAUUUAUACUAUCCAAUAAAUUUAUCAUUAACAAUUUACUCCCAAAAAUUGAUAAUCAAAGUAUCAUAGGUUUAAGCCGGAAAAUAAUUGAUGAUUUUAAAGAAAGUACUGUCCAGGAUCUAGAGAAUAUUUCAGGUUCACAGUUAGUUCUAAGUGCUACUAGUUACGUGUGCAUAUUGAAACUUGAGCAUAUCUUAUCGAAAUGUAAGAAUAAAGUAGAAAAUGAUACUUUUGAUUUCAUGAGCUCAAAAAUGGCUGCCGUGUUUGAUGAGGACCUAUUUUUAACAAGGCAGCAAGGAAAAUUUGGGGAUCGCACUAAAGAAAUUUUAAGUACCUUGAAAGAUAUAUAUAUCGAAAAUUUCGGAAAAACCGUCAAACAAGAAAAUGCUAUUAAAAUCAGUGAACACAAAUUUUCGAACGUUUUGGACGUAUUGAAGCGAUUUCCAAUAAUCUAUUGUAGCCCACAACUUCAGCAAAUAUGUUUCAUUUAUUUUAUAGCCUUGCACUAUGAUUUAGAGGAACAUAUAUCGUUGAAAUUAAAAGCUAAUGUUGAAAAUAUUGUAAUAGGAGCACUGCAGCAUUGUAAGUUUUCUCUAACGGACACUCUUCGGUUAGACGUAUUUCUGUUUCAAAUUUUGAAUACGUUUGAUAGUUGGAAGGAAACAUUUACGUUGACGGUUGAAAACGUAUUUAAAAACGAAACAAGAAUCAGAUAUUUGAAAGAUUUUGUUACGAAGUUGUGCGAAAGUCUGACGGAUUUAAAAUAUAUGAGUUGUGCGACCAUUAUUUUGCAGUUUUUAAACAAGUCGAAGAAAACGAAAAUGACGGAAGAAUCAAAAAUUCUGGUAAAGGAGUAUAAACAAGCAAUUUGUAGUGCAAUUUUAAAACUAGUACAACAGAAGAAGCGCAUAACAGAACCGCUAUUUGUAGGAUAUGCUCACGUAUUAAAAUACGUUGCUUCGUCUUCCGAGAAUGACAUCGAUAUUUUGAAAAAUCAUUUGCAACAAUAUUUAGAGUAUGCUUUGAAAACAAUCAAAGAUCAAAUGAUGAAUGAAAAACAAGACCACUUAAUUUUGCUUACCACAUUUCUGCAAAACAAUUCAAAUGUACCCAAAGGAAUUGUUUUGGAAAUAUGGGAUGCAUGCAAAGAUAUUGCACAUGUUUGCAAUGAUCUGGAAGAAUAUGGACGUUUAGUAGUGCUUAUUUCCAUACAAAUACCAAACGACGAAUUCGCAUUAAUUUCGAAGCAUUUGAUGGCUGAAUUGAACAAACAUAUUGAAGCUAAAGAUCACGCGGCUCUUUCAAAGCAUUUGCUGGUUUGGGAAUUUCUCAUAGCAUGCAACUUGAAUCCUAUAAAGACUGUGAUAUUGCACGAUGCUUUUGAGUAUCUUCUACUGAAGAUAACCGAAACGUUAUCUGGACGAGACUACAGUGAAACAUUAUUCGAAAAUAUUCAUAACUUGGAACAAACCCUUAUUCGGACAAACCAUCUCCAUUUGACUCCGUCAUUAGUACAUCUUCUGCUGUUACAACCAGUUAAAUUUUUGAAUAGUUGCAACGAUUUUCAAAAAGGCUGUUCUCGAGCUUUAUCUUUGAUGUCAUCACUCCUGAGAUUUCGGAAACCGCUGAUAAUGGACCGACUGCCAGUCUAUCUAAGACAAUACAGGUUGAUUUUAAAUGCAAUUUGUGAACACGGAAAUACAGAAUUGCGUUUACAAGAAGCCGAAAUUAGACAGAUUUCUCAUUGCGCGCAUCAACUAGAAAAGUUGACGAACGACUUAGUGAGUUGCCAAAAAGAUAUUAGCAGGAUAUCUGUAUACUUGAUUGCCGAUUUGCUGAGGCACUACGAAAACUUCACGCUUUAUAGUGAUGUUAAGAUGCAUUUGAAUAAUUGUAUUUACAGUCUUAUUUCAUUAUGUGAUCAGCAUAUUGUAGCGAAUCUGAUGAGGGUGUUGUCUAACGCUUCAACCGAGAUGUUUAAAAUAAUGUAUGAUAAUUAUAAGAAAUAUUAUCGCUUUACUGGUAAAGUUUGAAUAUGUUUUUAUAUUGUUUUUUCUAAUAUAUUUCAUUACAUCAAGAAAAUAAAAAUGUUUUGUGAA